Molecule: messenger RNA, 2962 nt
Organism: Actinia tenebrosa (Australian red waratah sea anemone)
Lineage: Eukaryota; Metazoa; Cnidaria; Anthozoa; Actiniaria; Actiniidae
Molecular function (GO): protein binding
Source: RefSeq, a predicted model, not a curated record
UCAGCUUUAUUUAAUGAGUUUUUUUAUACCACUAUCUUAUCAAGUGAGCCGCCAUUAUUCACCAAUAUAAUCGGCAAUGGCAGUGUUCAGUGAUUUAGAUUUGUUCAGCUCAAUAAAUCAAAUUCUUAUUCAUCCAAAGUAAUUCCCUAAUUAACCACCACUCCUUAACUUGCUAGACCUGGUUACACUAAAAUUGAAAUUAAUUCUUUAUCUGUGGUUAAACUUUGAGUAGAUUUACCUCACACCUCUAAAAAGUUAGUGUCAAGAAUACUGAGAUUACACGAAAAGUAACCAUACACACUACUUCAUCUCUCUGUACAUAAAACUGACCAAGUAAAUAGAAGACUCUAGUUGUUAAUGGACUCAUUUCCAUAAGUGCUUGAAUCACAUGAAUGACUUGGACUACAGUACUUAGGGGAACUUGAACAAUUUGUCCACUGAAGCCACCCGGUGAGUGAACUGAAUUCGUGGCUUCUUCCGCUGCGCGCUUGUUUUUGGCCCGUAGCUGUUUUCUGUUCGGCAAGAUUUGACGGCUUCUCCGUAAAGAAACRAAACCGACAGAGUGCUUUGCGUUAACUGAAGACAUGUGGAAUGCUACUAACUGAGUCAAAGAUAUUUWAAAAACAGUAAGAAUGAAGAAAAGUCACCAUCGUAAAUCAAGUACCGACGUAAUCCUGAGAAAAGCUAUCGAAGACAAUGAUAUCGCACAGGUGAGAUUCGUACUUCGAUUCGAGAGUGACAAGAUCAAUGAUCAAGAUCAGAAUGAUAUGACUGCGCUUCACUGGAGCUGUAUUCAUGGUCGACUAGAAAUCAUCGGUGUUCUGCUUGACCAUGGUGCAAAUAUGGAAAUCYGURACUCAAAAGGAUGGACAGCUUUGCAUUUUGCAGCCAAYGGAGGAUUCCUUGAUGUGGUUGAGYUGUUGUUGGCAWCGUACGCUGAUGUCACAGUAACUACCAACGAUGGUAAAAGUGUAAUUGAUGUUGCGAUGGGCGAAGGGAUGGUAUUUCUGCUUGCUACAGGGUUUAUUAAAUCAGGGAAGGAGGAUUUACUUCUACGAUACUUCAACGAUUCAACUACUAGUCUUCAUUCUAUAGAUGAAGGUGAUGAAGACAGCCUUGUUUCUUCAUCAACACAAAGUGAACUUUCGCGGGAAAUAUGGCGAGCAAGUCAACAUUUGUUGACAAAGUCUUUAUCGUUUAGUAUCAGCUCGAAAUCAAAUCUGAAAAUAUCGACCAGCGAGUAUGUGAUUGCAGAAAAAGUUGAAACACUAGAAGAAAAAGAAAAAGUUUCACUGAGAAAGAAUUCAACUCCUACUAUGAAUGCUGGACAUUCUUCAACCACAAAGAAGCAAAAGCUGAAUAAUUUUGAUUCCUCGUUUUCCCCGGGCGUCCUGAAAAGACUUGCAGUAAGUGAAACUAAUCUAAAUAAAUCGCAAGAGAYGGAUAGUAAUAAUAACAACAGAGACAAAGCUACACCAUGUGGGACAAUCAAUCGGACAUCUAAUUAUUACGCGCUCAAUACUAUGGAAUCAGACACUCAAAUAGCUGGUGAAGCCGAAAAGAUGUAACAUGGAUGUCUCCGAUUAUUUGGUCUUGUUUUUUAUUAUGAAUCGUUGAAAACAAAUGAUUUUGAAACACAAAAGCUUUAACAUGAAGUAAAAAAACUGAGAGUUAUGUCUGAGACGGCUUAACCGCGAAAAUGCGAUUGGUUUGUGGGCAAGACAGUCUGGAUGUUAAGAGAUAUAAAUGGUUGAUAAACAUCCAUGAUAGUAAAAGAUAAAUUGAGGUAAAUGGAUAAAGAAUGCAUCUGUCUUUUCCUUAAUGGUUUCCAAAACGCUUUGAAAAACAAAUAUCUGAUAUCCCAUAUAACUACCGCCAACAGAACAAUUUUGCUUGAUUCAUUAAUAAAGAAAUAAUUACAAAAUUCUGCGAAGACAGCUAGCAAAUGAUGGGGAAAAGAUAUCAGUGUCAGAGAAUAUCAGGAAAGGAUUUUUCCAUUAGCAAUAUAGGCAUCAAUACUUGAUAAGAAGCUUGGAGAAUCUUUCUAGGAUUGAUUCAAUAUUCACUGCCAUGUACGUGUUACAGCGAAGAAUUUGCUAGAAAAACAAACGUAGUCUUUGUGGGACAGUUAGUAUAAGAAGAACAAAUAAUGAACGAUGUUUGUGUCAUCUUCAACGACAUUCUUAAGACGAACCGUGACAUGAAGAAGACAAAUUGGAAUAGCACGACUCUUUUUGCUCCCACAAUUAAUUCAGGAUUAAAUUAACGACUCUAUGAUGAUUUUGCUGAAUUCUUUCUCCUUAUGCUUUUUAAUUUCGCAACGAAAAAAAUCAUCUAAAAUCAUCUAUUAGGUAUUCAAUUUUUGAUUUUAGUUUACGUUUGGGAAAACUGUGGGGGRAAACGCCAUGAGCGAUGUUACUUGAUGUUAACUUGUAAACUCUKCAUUUCCUUGCUCUAUAUGUUCAAUGAUAUAUAUGUACAUAGAUUAAUGUUAUACUAGAUUAAGAGUUGAAUAUUAUGUGUGCAAACACUGAAUUUAUUUUCUGAGCUGGCUGACCAAAUUCACAGCCUUGCGGGAACAAGAGUUGGUGAAUGUCGUGGUGUUUCGGCAGAGAAAAAUUCAGAAAGAGUCAAUUUGGGCCUCAAAAUAUCUUCGUAAUAUGUGGUGAAUUCAUAUUUUGACUAAAUCUAUGRAAAAAAAAUACAAAUUAAUAAUUCAUUAGCGGUAGAAACAGCAUAUAUUUUUUUAUGAUAAAUAAGUACAAAAGACGUAACAUUAAUACAGUGUUCUCCCUGGAUGAUGAGCGAGGACGACAGUAGUAAACUCGAAGAAUUAUAUGAAAAUUAUUGUUAUUAUUAUCAUGUCAAAUGAAUACGAAAAUAUUGUAAAAUAUUAAUGAUUAUUUUUCCACAGAAUUCGUUAGUAUCUGGUUGUACCAAAAUAAAAGUAAUCAUAGAUUUA